AUGGGUCAAGUGGCGUCAAUACCACGAAAGAGUGGAGUCUACGUUUUGGAGCUUCAUGAAUGGUAUAGAAAAUUUGUCCAGGAAUGCCCCAGCGGUCUCAUCACCCUUCAUGAAUUUCGAAAGUAUUUCUGUGACUGUACGGUAGGAAAUGAAUCCUCAGAAUAUGCUGAACAGAUAUUCCGAGCACUGGAUAACAAUGGGGACGGCAUUGUGGACUUCCGGGAAUAUGUCACCGCAAUCAGUAUGCUUGCUAAUGGGACUCCUGAGGACAAACUCAAGUGGUCCUUUAGGUUAUAUGAUAAAGACAAAGAUGGAGCCAUCACCCGCUCUGAGAUGUUGGAGAUCAUGAAGGCGGUGUAUAAAAUGAGUGUCGCUGCUUCAAUAGCAAAGGUCAAUCCACUGACAGCAGAAGAAUGCACAAAUCGCAUUUUUAUUCGUCUGGACAAAGACCAUGAUGCUAUUAUCAGUCUUCAGGAGUUUGUGGAUGGUUCUAUGGACGAUGACUGGAUUCGGGAGAUGCUGGAAUGUGACCUUAGCACCUUGGAAAUACAGAACUUGCCGAAGAGCAGUCAGCUGCAUGCAAUGUCCUCUAGAGAAAGCAUGUUCAGUACCCAUCAGUAGCCCCGCAUGAAAGCCACACACACAUCAGGUUUCCUAAAAUCCCUCUUUUUAUUCAAACUAACGUAAAACUUGUCCCUUCAGGGUUUGGCAUGUGGGACAAUCCAGCAAAAAUGGAACUGUUGGCAAGUAUGACUCCUCCAUAUGUUUAUUUGUAUGUACAUACGUACUAAAAACAAAUGAAUUGACUGGCCCUCCCCUGAACUAAUGUUCAUAUAUAGUAGAGUCAGGGUUUGGUCACACAAUGGAUUUUUAUCCUGAGAAAAUUAAUUGUGGAAUCCGAGGCAGAAAUCCAAGUUUAUGUAUUUUGGUGGACUUGCAGCAUGUAUGGGUUAUGGCGCUAAUCUAAAUCCAGGCAUGUAUUUUGCGUCAAAGAUGUCACAUGUCACCUCUUUUUUUCCCCACAAAAAUUAAUUUAUUAUCUGCAUGAGAUAAAUUUGUGCCAUAGUUCACAGUGUGGGAAUCAUCACUAAACACAAUGUGAAGAGGAUUCUCGCAGU
Messenger RNA from Hyla sarda, 1118 nucleotides. Its product is annotated as guanylyl cyclase inhibitory protein-like. Bases 1 to 621 code for a protein of 206 amino acids. Gene Ontology annotation, molecular function: calcium ion binding. The record is from RefSeq and is a predicted model, not a curated record. NCBI's taxonomy places the organism in Eukaryota, Metazoa, Chordata, Amphibia, Anura, Hylidae. The transcript has 5 exons.